CUUUGCUAUUAUAAAUGGCAUGUGCGCUCCCAUAAAUGAACCCUACUCGUUAAACGCUGCUAACGAGCUUGAAACUGAACAUCCUGAGGUUGGAUAUAAAGAAGCUGGAUUUUUACGUCUGUCGAAAAAAAAAAAAACCACUGCAGGAGGAGACAGGGCAGCGACGACCAGAAGAAAACUCUCAUUAGCUGACAUUGCCGGAAUUGCUCCGGAGGCACUUUCUCUUGUUCCCCUUAUAGCUGGACUUACUUCCAGUGGGGGAAAUGAAGAUGAGGGGACAUCAUUAAAAAUAUUAAGUCAGCUACUUCAAAACUACCAAUCGCAAAACUUUGAGGCUGCAAGUGUUAAUGAUGAAGAGGAGAAAGAAAAGAAUGUUAAUGCUGAAUUAUUAGGUCAAAUACUCCGACUUUACCGAGAACAGGAAAAUAAAAAUAUUGCUAGCGGCGAUGAACCGAAUGAGGAAGUCGACGGAUUAAACGCAAAUUUAUUAGAUUAUUUAGAGCGUUACUUCCCUCUGCUAACUUUACUAGCAAGCGAACUUAACUCUCUGAAUGCACUGGAAACACUGGUGGAGUCCACAGCUUAAUAAAAGCCAAGUUUCCUUGAAUAAUAAACUUACAUCAAUUUUUUACUUAGGGCUUAUU
Molecule: messenger RNA, 644 nt
Organism: Zophobas morio
Lineage: Eukaryota; Metazoa; Arthropoda; Insecta; Coleoptera; Tenebrionidae
Exons: 13
Coding region: 20-586 (188 amino acids)
Source: RefSeq, a predicted model, not a curated record